AUGUCGUGGCCUACCGCUGCGCAGAACGCUUCCUCCACUGCCCUUGUUGCAAACAUGACCGAGGUAUUCGGAGAAGCCGCCUACUACAACGAGGGCUACCACGAGGACAACUGGCAAGAAACCUUCUUUGGCACCAACUACGAACGUCUUUUGAAGAUCAAAAAGGCUGUUGACCCCAAGGGCGUGUUCAGCUGCCGUAUGUGUGUUGGUAGCGAAAAGGGGUUCUAA
Molecule: messenger RNA, 228 nt
Organism: Didymosphaeria variabile
Lineage: Eukaryota; Fungi; Ascomycota; Dothideomycetes; Pleosporales; Didymosphaeriaceae
Exons: 2
Coding region: 1-228 (75 amino acids)
Molecular function (GO): flavin adenine dinucleotide binding; oxidoreductase activity
Source: RefSeq, a predicted model, not a curated record